GUGGGGUGGGACACAUCCGGAUGUGACCUGAGGCGGGCGGCGGCGGCAGAGCCGGAGCCGGUCGGGAGAGCAGAGUGGGGAGGGGUCCAUGGAGGGAGAGGACGGGCCUGGCUGGGAGUCCCUUGGUUAUCGCUGUUCGUCUGCAUUUUCUUCACUGCUGCUCAUGCUCUCAUGGGCCCUGUCACUCCCAAGCAUCUGGAAGAGGCCAGAUCCCCAUAAAAUAGGCUGACUCUCACAGCCAUAAUGGAUGACUUGAACCUGCACUACCGGUUCCUGAACUGGAGGAGGAGGAUCCGGGAGAUUCGAGAGGUGCGGGCUGUCCGCUAUCAGGAGAGAUUCAAACACAUUCUCAUCGACGGGGACACGCUGAGUUACCAUGGGAACUCCGGGGAGGUUGGCUGUUACGUCGCCCCCCGCCCACUGACCAAAGACAACAACUACUUUGAGGUGUCGAUUGUGGACAGUGGCGUGCGGGGGACCAUCGCUGUGGGCCUUGUGCCGCAGUAUUACAGCCUGGACCAUCAGCCGGGGUGGCUGCCUGAUUCCGUGGCCUACCAUGCUGACGACGGCAAACUCUACAAUGGCAGAGCGAAGGGCCGACAGUUUGGGACGAAGUGCAGCUCGGGGGAUCGGAUCGGCUGCGGGAUCGAGCCGGUUUCUUUUGAGGUCCAGACGGCCCAGAUAUUCUUCACCAAGAACGGAAAGAGGGUUGGCUCCACCAUAAUGCCGCUGUCCCCGGACGGGCUCUUCCCUGCCGUGGGGAUGCACUCGCUGGGAGAAGAGGUUCGUCUCCACCUUCACGCCGAGCUGGGCAACGAGGAGGACGACAGUAUCAUGAUGGUGGACAGCUAUGAGGACGAGUGGGGCCGGCUUCACGACGUGAAGGUCUGCGGCACGCUCCUGGAGUAUGUGGGCAAGGGAAAGAGCAUCAUCGACGUUGGACUGGCCCAGGCAAGGCACCCCCUGAGCACCAGGAGCCACUACUUUGAGGUGGAGAUCGUAGACCCCGGGGAGAAGUGCUAUAUCGCACUAGGCCUGGCCCGGAAGGACUACCCGAAAAACCGCCAUCCUGGCUGGAGCAGAGGAUCUGUGGCCUACCAUGCAGACGAUGGGAAGAUCUUCCACGGGAGCGGCGUGGGUGACCCCUUCGGGCCCCGGUGCUACAAGGGCGACAUUAUGGGCUGCGGGAUCAUGUUCCCGCGGGAUUACAUCCUCGACAGCGAAGGUGACAGCGACGACAGCUGCGACACCACAGACCUGAAACCCAAGCUGCGGGGCGUGCGGAAUGUCCUGUACCUGCACCAGGAGGUGGAGGAGGAAGAGGAGGAGGAGGAAGAGGACGGGGAGGAGAUGGAGCAGGAGCACGAAGGGAAGAAAGUGGUGGUGUUCUUCACACGCAACGGAAAGAUCAUCGGCAAGAAGGACGCGGUGGUGCCGGUCGGCGGCUUCUUCCCCACCAUCGGCAUGCUGAGCAGCGGGGAGAAAGUCAAGGUGGACCUCCACCCGCUCAGCGGCUAGGAGACGGGGGGGCGGGGCAUAUCCCAUCUGCCGCCCUCUCUCGGGGUCAGCGCCCUCCCCAUGGGGCACCCCAGGGACGUUCUCCAUCACUUCAAUCCCUUGCGCUUUGAGCCUCUGCCUGCAGGGGGCAGCGCUUCGUCGCCGGCAGCUGAAGUAUUAUCCCAGCUGGUUCCGCACGGGUCCCUCCCCGCCCCGCAGGGCCCUGGCGCCCGGCAGUCUGCAGGCGGGACGUUGGGGGGGCUGGAGAGGGCUCUGGAUGGGCCUGGUACUGCCCCCAGUGCCAGCCAGAGCACGGGGCAGCCUCCUGUGUGUAGCAACGUGCCAAGCCUUGGGCCCAGCC
Molecule: messenger RNA, 1858 nt
Organism: Mauremys reevesii (Reeves's turtle)
Lineage: Eukaryota; Metazoa; Chordata; Testudines; Geoemydidae
Gene: SPRYD3
Product: SPRY domain containing 3
Exons: 12
Coding region: 244-1518 (424 amino acids)
Molecular function (GO): protein binding
Source: RefSeq, a predicted model, not a curated record